CUGUUCUGUUUUCCCUCUUGUGAGAGAGACUAAAUCAAGUGUGAUGGCGAACCUAAAGCUUUCUGUUUUCUUCCCCACUGGAACUAAUUGCAUAACAUUCAGUGUUGUGCUUCUACUUCCUUCCUUUACAGCUAGGAAGAUGUAAUGUUACAGCACUAGAUGAAACAAACUCUGUUUGCUGUUAUCCUGUAUUUUGCUUGCUUUGGUCCUGGAGGAAUUCCAAGAAAUCCCUUCCUUCUCUGCUCAGCAGCAGUGGCCGAUCGUACACCCAGAUUUUCAGUUUGUGUGUUCUGUGUGUUUGAGGAAAAGGAAAAUAUCAUCUGACUCUUAUUGCUACUUACAGUGUCGGAUUUGCUUACAACUUUAACAAGGCGUUGAGCUACAUUCACGCUUAUUACCAUCUUUAAGGGAUGCCCUAUUGGGAUACCGCGAAAGAGUUACAUCCCGUAUUCCUGCCGAGGCAUCGCUCCGUGCUUCCAGGCGGCUUCCAGGAGGGAUUCGUCCAACCACCAAUAAUCCAACCGGAGUCAGGCCCAGGGCAGAAAUCUGCGAGCGCAAAAAUCAGAUACCCCUGACUGAGGAGAUAACCCCAACUUGAGCAAGUUCUCCCCGAAAGAACACAAUGGCCACUGUCAAGGACCAGCUGAUCAGCCCCGUUGCGGAGGGAGCCAAGGUCCCCAACAACAAGAUCACGGUUGUGGGGGUUGGCCAGGUUGGGAUGGCCGCUGCUAUCAGCGUCCUUGGAAAGGGUCUUUGUGAUGAGCUUGCUCUGGUUGAUGUUAUGGAAGACAGACUAAAAGGAGAAAUGAUGGACCUGCAGCAUGGGAGUGUGUUCCUUCACACUCACAAGAUCGUGGCUGACAAAGACUAUGCUGUCACUGCCAACUCCAAGAUUGUGGUGCUGACUGCAGGAGUCCGUCAGCAGGAGGGAGAGAGUCGGCUCAACCUGGUGCAGAGGAAUGUGAAUGUCUUCAAAAACAUCGUUCCUCAGGUUGUCAAGUACAGCCCCAACUGCAUCAUCCUGGUGGUUUCCAACCCAGUGGAUAUAUUAACCUACAUCACAUGGAAGCUGAGUGGGCUGCCAAAAAACCGUGUGAUUGGAAGUGGCUGCAAUCUGGACACGGCCAGAUUCCGUUAUCUGAUGUCUGAGAGACUUGGGAUCCAUCCAAGCAGCUGCCAUGGCUGGAUCUUGGGAGAGCAUGGUGAUUCCAGUGUGGCUGUUUGGAGUGGAAUGAACGUGGCAGGGGUUUCCCUCCAGGAGCUGAACCCUGCCAUGGGAACUGACAAAGAUCCUGAGAACUGGAAGGAGAUCCACAAGCAAGUGGUUGCAAGUGCCUACGAGGUGAUCAAACUAAAGGGAUACACAAACUGGGCUAUUGGCUUUAGUGUGGCUGACCUCUGUGAGACCAUCCUGAAGAACCUGUACCGGGUUCAUUCAGUUGCAACUCUGGUAAAGGGCAUGUAUGGCAUUCAGAAUGAAGUCUUCUUGAGCCUUCCUUCUGUCCUAAGUGCCUCUGGCCUGACAAGUGUCAUCAACCAAAAGCUGAAGGAUGAUGAGGUGAGCCAGCUGAGGAAGAGCGCGGACACACUGUGGGACGUCCAGAAGGAUAUCAAGGAUCUGUAACUUGUGAAUGUUAAAUUCCAGCAAUCGAAAAACAGCAUAUUGUUUGCAGAUGGGGGCUCUACUCAGUGUGUAUCUCAAUGGUCAACAUGAAAUAUUCUUCCAGACUUUUGUCCAUGGUAGCUGAGCUUAUGCUUGCUGUAACGCACAAACCUUGCAAACAAAUAAAGCAAUUUUCAGGCGUC
Serinus canaria (Common canary) is the source of this 1806-nucleotide messenger RNA. RefSeq names its product lactate dehydrogenase B (gene LDHB). The transcript has 9 exons. Gene Ontology annotation, biological process: carboxylic acid metabolic process. The record is from RefSeq and is a predicted model, not a curated record. Gene Ontology annotation, cellular component: cytoplasm. The coding region runs from base 623 to 1624 and encodes 333 amino acids. Gene Ontology annotation, molecular function: L-lactate dehydrogenase (NAD+) activity. NCBI's taxonomy places the organism in Eukaryota, Metazoa, Chordata, Aves, Passeriformes, Fringillidae.